AGAUGGCACAAAUCUUGGUCAAUCAGCUGCAACUGCGUCAUCGCUUGUUCCUUCAACGUCAACGCGCCAAGCAAAAUUCGAUGGCAACUCCAUUGGACCUUUUAUAUUUCUUUUUUACCUCUCAUCUUCUGAAAUAAAAGACUUGUUGUUUAGCAUGGUUUCAUUCUAUAUCACUAGGACCUCCCUGAAGGCGUCUCUCCAUUUCAUACCUACCUACUUUCGUUUGCAUCCAUUCUAGGAUAAUUCAUCAUUAUCAAUUCCUGCGUGCUUCUCAUCUUCCGAUAUACCUAUUUCUGGCCUCCGCGGACCCUACUCUUGUUUAUCAUCUAGCAUUUUGGCUAUCAAGUCUUGAUAUAAGGAUAGGGAUAUUCGCAGAGCCUGCCCGAUCGACCACGCCGAUCCGCCACCUUGUUUGCUAUCAUUUAUCAUCUGUUCCCAGUCUGACGUCGUGCGCCACUGGCUGCAGAAUCCAAGGUCCUGUAUCAGAAAGAGUCAGGACAAGAUUGUUAUCAUUCAAACCCGACUCCAAGGGACUCUAUCAGUCCUUAUGCUCACCGUGUUGUGUGUGAUUAGCUAGCGAAAAAGAAGGCUUCCAGUUUCCUUGGCCGACUUAAUCGGAUAAUGAACUACCUAGAUACUUUGCUACUAUACCACCAGCGUACACUCUUGGCUGUCUACCCCAUAUAGAAGGAUAAUUACAGUUAUUUAGCCACAGAUGACAGGCUGUGAGGAAACCCAGCAGUUCAAUACAAUGUUUAGGCGGUCCCGAAAGCACGAACGCCGACGAAGGUAUAUAAGGGCGAGGCUGUUGCUUACCACUACUCUCGUUCUAGCAUCACAGCCUCCACUAGCAAGAGCAGUUGUGUAUCCAAGCAACCAUAAGUUAUACGCCUUCGACUAUUUGGGCCCGAACAGGCAAUUCCAAGGCACAAGCCGUCCUUUAACCAAACAUGAAAAUGCAAUCCCCUUGAUCAUUACCAACAACUGUGGAGAAACAAUAUGGCCCGGAAUUGGAACUCAGCAUGGUGACCCGCCUGAUUCUCACGGAUUCGAACUCGGACCCGGCGAGUCGAGAAACCAAACAGUCGGUCCAACAUGGCAGGGUAGGGUAUGGGGCCGUACAAAUUGUACCACUAGUGGUGACACGGCGACGUGUAAGACUGGUGAUUGCUUUGGCAAACUAGACUGCGAGUACGGGGGUGCUGUUCCUGUUACUCUUGCCGAGUUUAAUCUUGCUGGUGGCGCGACUGGCAGACAGACGUUUUACGACAUUUCACUUGUCGAUGGUUAUAAUCUGCCACUAGCAAUAGUCUACCAUCCGGCAGGCAACACCACAUAUAUUCCGCCAAAUCUAGUCAGUCCUUCGUGCAUUGGAACAUCCGGAUAUCUCGCCGCUCACAGUCAGACUGGGCUCGCUUACACCAACUCAACCUAUCCUAUGCCAUACGAGGAUAUACAAUCCAACGCGGAUUUAAGCAAUUGGUGCCCUUGGGAUCUCCAAGCCUUUCUUCCAGAGAAGCCCGGGGAUGGUGUAUAUCCAUAUCCAGACGACACGCUACAUCGGCCCGUUUUCGACCCGUGCAAGAGUGCCUGCGCCGCUAAUAAUGAUCCCGAGGAUUGCUGCACCGGCGAAUAUGACGACCCGUGGAUCUGCGAGCCUAGCCAGUAUUCGUAUAAUGCUAAGGCUAUGUGCCCUGACGCAUAUAGUUACGCGUUUGACGAUCAGACCUCCACGUUUAUCAUCCCCAGCGGAGGUGGAUGGGAAAUCGUGUUCUGUCCAGCAGGGCGAAGCACCACCAUUUUGGCAACAUUUACAGACGAACUGCACAGGAUUGCCCAAAGUGGGCAAGUGACUCAGGAUAUCCUGCUCAAAGCUAUGAACAAGAGCUAUAUCGAAUCGAAACACAGCACAGCAGCCGGGCUCCGGGUGGUGCCCACGUCUGGGUUAGCCUUGACUCCGACCUAAGGUAAAGAAAGAGAGGUAUAUUAGUACAUAAAGCGCGGAUGGCUUCAAAAAUCGAUUAGGCUGUCAAAAUGCAUUGGAAAGUCUAGACAAGAGAAGAGCUUUAUUUUCAAUAGGGUCCUAAAACUCGAGUAUCCGAAUAACCUCAUCGAACAUGUUCCUAGGUUAAAUAGUUGUUGUUGGUACCCCCUUAUGUUAAUUAGUAAAUGAAAACUAAUUUUCGUUUGAUUAUGUUGUGUUGGAGUGUGGUAAGAAAGAUUAUUAAGAUAGGAAAUUCUUGCUUAACGAAUUGGGAAAACUAAAAGUGGAGUAGAAGUAGGUAAGUA
Molecule: messenger RNA, 2289 nt
Organism: Daldinia caldariorum
Lineage: Eukaryota; Fungi; Ascomycota; Sordariomycetes; Xylariales; Hypoxylaceae
Product: Osmotin, thaumatin-like protein
Exons: 3
Coding region: 716-1966 (416 amino acids)
Biological process (GO): defense response
Cellular component (GO): extracellular region
Source: RefSeq, a predicted model, not a curated record